This is a messenger RNA of Suillus bovinus, 6914 nucleotides long. RefSeq lists its product as uncharacterized. Lineage: Eukaryota; Fungi; Basidiomycota; Agaricomycetes; Boletales; Suillaceae. The record is from RefSeq and is a predicted model, not a curated record. Bases 76 to 6798 code for a protein of 2240 amino acids. The transcript has 11 exons.
UGAUGUGCUUGUAUUGACUAUUUGACAGUGACAACGACGCUCGCGAACUGACAAUUGACAGAACAAACGCGGGCGAUGUCGAGCUUCGACCCGCGCUCACCAGAUUCAUCCGCCUCCCCAGGCCUCCUCCGACGCGUUGCAUUAAGUCCUUCCCGCUCUGAAGCCAGCUUCGAAGGUCAUGGUCAUGACGACAGUUUCGCAGAACGUGCUGAAGUCGAAGCAGCUCUUACCGAACUUGACCUUGACCCUGAGAUUAAUUCUACCCAGGAUGUUGUCUCCCAAUGGUCCUCUUCCCGACCAUCCUACACAUCCUUUAGUACGUCUACUCCGUACAGUGGUACAGGGUCUUACACUGGCACUUCCGCUUCGUACUCCGCGGACACUGCAACAGCAACAGGAACUUAUUUUACCCGCGACCCUCGCAUCCUGAGCACAAUCUCAGAACGCACAGAGCACCCCAGCCGACCGACUUCCUUCGCCCACAACCGUCUUUCUACACACCGCCUAAGCACAAUCUCCAAUCCGCAUGUUCGAUCAACUACUGAAUCUCCUGCAAAUGCCAACAGAAUUAGCACGCACUCCCAGGGACACACACGCGGUGCCACAGAUAUUCCCACAACUAGCCGUCGCACGGGCGAUCUCAUUGCAUUCUUCGAGGACCGUGCAGGAACCCCUAGCAAAGAAAAGGAGAGAAUUACAAGCCCAUUUUUACCUACAACCCAGAGUACUCCUCAUUUAGGGAGUACCACAGGGUACACCUCAACUGGAUAUGGUUAUACUACGGGAUUCACUUCGACCGGGUACGGAUAUACCACAGGGACAAACGGCUAUACCACAUCCCACCUAUCCUCUGCCGCUAAAAGCAGGUCCGAUGAUUCGCGUUCCACCGUCUCGACUUCUUCAGGUGGAGGUGGGACUGAUCUGAGCUUGUCGACUUUGUUAAGUCCACCAGUGCGCGGGUUUGGCACCCCAACCGGGACGUAUAGUGGCAGUGGGAUAGCAACAGCGACAGGGAAGACACAGUUAAGCCCAAGCGAUUUUGCGAGUACAUUCUCGAGUGCAUUUGGGGUCACUAGGGGUACGUGUGCCAAUGCCUCUUCUAUCCUUACCUUCACCUCUUCACUUCGUGUUAACACUCUCAAUUCAGGCAGACAAGAUGAUAAUACACCCACGCGCCAGACUCAGACCGCCCUCCGUCGUAGCACCGCUCCUCUGAACGAGACCAACACGAGCCCUAGGAGUCCGUUAACUAGCGUACGGAAUAUUGUAGCUGCGUGGAAGGAACGCACACCCGGGCUAGGGAAAGCGAAGACUGAGAGCAGUGAAGGCGGGAGCGAACUGUCUCCACCUGGUGCAUCAAAGAUGGAGGGCUUGUUCUCUCUUCGUAGACGCGCAUCGCGUCAUGGUCCACGGGGACAGCCGCCAGUGACACCUGAUAGGAAUGGUGGGAGGGGCAAUGCAGGAGGUAGCAACAGAAACAGGGGAAACGAAGGAAUGACUAGUAGUGGAAACAAUGUCAUGAGGAGGAGAGUGAGCUCCACAAGUAGCCUCAUACCCCCGCCUUUUGAUAUGACAGAUCUGAGGUCAAGAGAGAAUCGGGAGCCCAUCCGCAUCGGCACUCUCUGGUAUCUCAAUGUGCAUUCCCCAAUGCCUUACCGGUGGCAAAAAUGCUCCGCGCUGCUCUACCCCCACGUGCUUAUCCUUUCUUGGAGUGCCCCUGGGGGUGGUCGGGGCGUAGUGAGCUUAGAUCUAAUCAAUUGUACAGAAGUGAGGAGUACCCCUGGCUUUACACACCCUGGGGCAAGGGGUGAUGUCGGGGGCGUGAGUGCAUUAGCUCAAAUGACUGAAGACGGCGUGAGUCUCGUGCAAGUAUUGUGUCCGUUUCAGCUGUUGUAUGGUGAUGGUGUUGAACGACUUGCGGCGGAGAGUGCGAGGGAGAGGGUGAGGUGGGUGAGUGCGAUUUGGGAAGCACUCGAUCGCUCCUUGUCGCUCCCCAAUCGUUCCCAAUCCGGUUCGCCCACAGGCAGCAUAGGCACCAUCCACUCUCUAGCCUCUUCCACAUCCACAUCUGCUGGGAGCAGAAGUACCGUGUUUGUACCCCCGCUGCAUACGAUCCCGAGUCUGUCGGAUCUGGGAAGUGGUCUGAGUACGAGUAGGGUGCCCAGUGUGGGCGGCCAUGGGCGCACUACGGAUGAUUCGUCGUACCUUUACCCGUCUGACCCGCGCGUCAUUGCUCCAUCCCGAUCUUCAUCCUUGCGCCGCACCUCGUCUCUCACAGACUUGGACGAGGAGUUUGCUAGUGCUGUGUCGCGUGCUCGUUCUGCCAAGCCUGGGCUAGGCUUUGGCUUGAGUUUGGUUAACGACAGUUUGAGUUCAGAGAGUGGUGGCAUACUAGGCGUGGGUGGGGGAAGCCCUGUGACAGUGAGCAGUGGCCCAAGAUUGGGGGGCGAUGUUCGCGUCACCCCGCCUCCCACUGGGAAAGUAAGGAAUCGAGCUCUCAGUGUCAGUGAGGAAGAAUUCUUCAGCGCCGGCUCACGCACGUCCAGUGUGCCAGGCUCUCGUUCUGAAUCAGACUUUUUCUCAGCGGACAGCUCCAGGACAAGCAGGAGUGGCGAUGGCAGGACAACGACAGGCUUGGUGACAGAUGGGACAGCUUUUGAAUUCACGAGCGGCGAGUCAAAUACGCAGAUCGUCCCGAGCACGCUAAGCUACAGACGCACGGAGAGUAAUUCUUACCUGGGGGACUCGCAUGACGGCAGUGGGAGCUAUACGCCAUAUACAUCUAGCGAUGGGCGUUCACGAACACCUUUCUCAUCGAGUGACAGCCGGUCGAGAACGCCGUACUCGUACUCGUCCAGCGGAUACACGAACAGCACGCCCUACACGUACACGAGUGGCAGUUACCCCACCUCUACUUCGCCGUCCUUAUCUCGUACUCCUGAGGUUCGGAGACGGCGGUAUGGUGGAUACUCUACAAGUGAGGGACCAUCUGAUAGGGAGUACUCUGCAACAUCAAGGUCGACACUGAGCGGCUGGACGAGGAGCAGGACGCCAACAACGACAACAGAGGGAUUUUUAGUUGUGGAGGAGAGAGAGAGCAGUGGGAGUGAGGGGUAUACCACGGCCUACGCGUCGCCCAGCCCGAGCACUGCAUCAUUCAAGAGCCUUCCAACGAUCCCAAGCGAGUCAGACUACCAGACAUUGAACACAUGCAAGACUUGUGUGAGCUCGGAGUUCGUGACUGCAGAGCGGUGCGUGAGUGAUGUGGAAACAGAGUAUGUGACAGCGGAAAAGUGCAAGACCGAGACCGAAACGGAUUUCUGGACAGCGGAAUUGUGCAAGAGUGACAAGGAGGAAACGCAGUAUGAGACGGCGAGCGUAUGUCUUACGAUCCCGAGCGAAGAGGGGUUGAGCACACCGAGGUCGGGUUUGGUUAUGGAGCUUGCUGCCGAGGAACCCAUUGACCAGCCUAUUCAAGCGCCCAUUCAAGCACCCAUUCAAGCACCCACUGACCUGUACAUGGACGAGCUUAUGGACGAGCCCAUUGAAACGCCUAUCGAAGCGCCCAUCGAAGCGCCCACCGACCUACUUAUUGAAGCGCCCAUCGACCUCCCUAUCGAAGCACCUAUUGACCUGCCUAUCGAAGCGCCUAUUGACCUGCCCAUUGGACCACCCAUUGACCUGCCAAUUGAUGUGCCCACUGACGUGCCCAUUGACUUGCAUGAGGGAGAGGAAGUGGAGGUAGAUCUGCCGCCCACACCCCCGCCAAAGACACCGAGCGAAGUUCCCAGUAUCAUCUCUGAGGAACCAGUGCUGGAGGUGUCGAUCACGCCUGAGGCUGUUACUGCACAGGAAGAGAUCGCAGAGGAGGGCAGCCUAAUUGAGAGCGCCCCGCUUACCGCCCAGGCGCCCGAGACACCGACCCCCAUCGUCAGUUUCCAUACCGACUCGUCAUUCUCCUACACCGAGAGUGAUCUGAGUCCCGCACAGCUAGAACUUGACACGUCUGUCUCGAGUUUGACAGAAUCAACCGAGCCCUUCGUUAUUGCGACACCUCAGGCAGUCCAGACUCCACUUCUCUCGAUAUCUGACCAUGACGAAGAGGCAGUCACGCCAUCUGUGCACCCAUCUCAAUGGCCUUCUGAGACAGAUGUGUCGUUUGAUUCGUCUGCACUACAGCCUACCCCUAGUGUGCAGAGCGUUGCGUUGCAGGAGGGCAUCGAUGGGAGCUUUGAGACAUCGUUUAUGCGCCCCAGUGUAUCGCCACUGAGCAGUAUUGCGAGGCUCACGCCUAUCACAGAGACUAUUUCUUCCCUUACACCGUCUCCUAGACAGGUAUUUCACCCACUUGAAUUGGUGUCUUCGCCAUCCAGUGGACCGACUCCUCUGACGAUGUCGACGAGCGCAUCGAGUUCCCUGUCAAGGACCGCGUCCACCGUGAGUGGAGUAUCGAGUAUUGCGAUUGAGGCGGAGGAGGAAGAUGCAGUGAGUGUAAGAGCUGCCAGUGAUAUUUCGACGGUGCCGUCUUUGUUGUCGACGAGAAGAGAGGAGUCGGUGCGAUAUAUGCCAAUGCCGUCCCCGCGGACCGUCCCUCUCCCGGUGUCCCCUGCCCCUACUUCGGUGUCGAUGAGUGUGAGUGUGACAACACCGCACGAUGAUGUUCCUUCCAUCCAUUCUGUCCUUGAAACGGAGCACACCCGCACGCACACUGAGCACACUAUCACACACGAUAUUGACCGCCUUCUUCACCAUAUCCAAGAGCUUGACCAGUUCCGUGGCCAGGAAACGCAGGAAAUCGCAGAGAAUGUGCGUGCUAUCCGGGACGAGUUGUAUGAUUUGUCGGAGUACGUCCGUGAGAGGCUCGUCACGGAGAGAUCGCCACCUGUGCCAACUAGAGACACGGCUGUCGGAGGUAGUGUGCUCUCUACGCCAAGAGGACCGCGCCCGAGGCCGGCUAUCACCCUUGUCGAGAUGUCUCCACCCCCUAUGCACCCCUCCUCCCCGAGUUCGCUCAAUUCAGUUAUGUCGUUCUUGUCUUCGCAUCACUCGGAUGAUGACUUAAGUCUGUUGGAAACGGAAUUGGAAGCGGAGACGGUGGAACGCUCGUAUUCAGUCUCUAGGGAGCCAUCUUGGCCCUCAUCGUCCUCAUCAUCAUCCUCGGUCUCACCAUCUGAAAUUUCGUCUAGCGAGCCAUCCCCUGGUCCCAGCUUGUCGGCGACGUCUUCGUCAUCACCGACACCUCCACCCUCAUCACCGACACCUCCACCCUCGUCACCUACACCUCCACCCUCGUCACCUACACCUUCGACGGCAUCGGCCACCACUGUGCGGCAGCGCGAUAGCAUUACGAUUGAGACGUUGAGAGACAUGCUGACCUCACUGAGAGAACAGACGACUGCACUUUGGGAGGGCCAGAUGUCAACAAACCAUAUGCUGGACGAGUUGCGCGAGACACGAUCAGGUCCUCUGGAUACCACGGAGUUUAAUGAUCGGUUUCGGGUAAUCGAGGCUCUUUUGCGUCAACUUGUCGAGAGACGGGUCGAGACUGAAAGACCAGUCCAUAUCCAGCCGCCAUCAGCGACUGUUUCUGAUGUCAGCACAGAUGUAGAUGCAGAAGAUUUUCAACAGCGCUGGCAGGACUGGACACGACUCUUGAGGGAUCGCGUGCCUCUUGCUGCACCCCAACCACGCAGAGCUCGUGGAAAUCUUGACGAUGAGCUACUUGCAUUAUUGCAGGCACCCCCGCCCCAAGUGCCUAUAGGCGUCCAGCCGCCACCAGCAUUGAUCCCCUUCGCUUAUCAACCUGCGGUACGUCCUCCAAGGUCAAGGAGUACCAGUCCCAUAUUACGGCCUGCGACGUUCCCAAUCGCCACAGAGCCGGUGGUGUUCUCACCCGAGAUUCCACACUCACGUAUACCUCACCGUGCUCGAGUUCGUCGUGUCGUUCGAGAACCGCGCGACCCAGCUGCAACUGAGACUGGGAUAGCAUUUCCUGGUGCACCUGGACCACGUAUCCAGCAACCUCUCGGGACAAUGGCACCACCACCACCUGGAGUUGUUUCCGAUCCCGCACCUACACGCCCGCCUACUAAUAUUCCACCUCCUCAGCCUAUCAACUUGCAAGGAAGACCUCCAAGUGCGCCUGCUAACCUUGAACCCAGUGACGACAUUCGCGAGCCUCAACGCUGGUACUAUCCUCCUAGAUCAGAGGGCUUGGGCGUACCUCCUCCGCCUGUUCUCCCUGGUCAACAGGGUGGUCGCCAAUACGUGCCAAUGCCUCCCGGACCAACCGUAGUGCAGUUGCCACUGUUUGACACAUUGAUGAACAUCCUUCGGGAACAUCGUCUCGCCCAACUUGCGACCGUGGAUCAACAACGAGAAUUGAUGAGGUACAUGAGAGGUCUGAAUGAAUGGCUUGAAAGGGAUGUGCAGGACCGCCAAGCAGAAUUACGGGGGGUGACUGCUCGUGUUGAUGAGCUCAGAAAUGAUCUUGCACGACUGGGGUUAGGGGUGCAGCCCGGUGUGCAACCGCCAGGUGUGCACCCAGGUCAUGGAGUGAUCCCUGUUGGACCUCCAACUAUGUUUGGUCCUCCUGGAUUCGUUCCUCAAGGAGUUACAGAGCCUCCCGUUAUUCCGCCCUAUCAAGAUUCUCCUCAGCCAGGCCAAUAUACUCCCUUCAUACCUGAUGAACCUCAGUGGCGUAGGCCGGGCCCGCAGGGCAUGCCAGAACCUCAUCAUUUCCCUCCAGGUGCGCAAGGACCAGUAAUCCCUGAUCAUCCCCAACGUACAACAUCGUGAUCAGUACGAGCACCGCCCUGACGAUGAAGAUGAAGGAAUUAUUCCCACAAGUCCUCUCUCGGGGUCUAGCGAUUCUGUGCUCCCCACAAGACCAUUCGUACCGGAACAGACAUUCA